Tricharina praecox is the source of this 1595-nucleotide messenger RNA. RefSeq lists its product as uncharacterized. Lineage: Eukaryota; Fungi; Ascomycota; Pezizomycetes; Pezizales; Pyronemataceae. The record is from RefSeq and is a predicted model, not a curated record. The transcript is spliced from 2 exons. The coding region runs from base 133 to 1359 and encodes 408 amino acids.
ACCAGACAGUGCCACAGCAGCAGGCUGCGGACUCGUCUCCAACCCUCACGAUCAAACCAUCACCCCCUCACAACUAUCCCAUACACCUCUCCGCAACCGCUCACCGCAAACUUCCCGCCUACCAAAACUACGAUGGCCGAUAUCAUAGGAUACCGAGAGCAAAUCCUAGCAAACUGCAAGAUCCUCUACCCAGACAAGAAGUUGAUUCUUGCUACUACGUGGACAAUGGUCAGACAUCACCACGGAUGGACGGCAUAUCUCAUCGAGGAAGGAUCAGCAUCCGUAUUUCAGGAGAAAUCUCUGGCCGUGCCCCCGCUCCAAGGAGGCACAACCGUUACUCUCGCAAGCCUGUUGAACAGGACCGAACAACUGCUUGCUACUGAGCACCAGGAGAGUCUACAGAUUUCACAGAUGAUCGACGAGGCGAUCGUAGACAACUACGAGGAGCUCACGUAUGAUAUCGAUGAUGAAGAUGUGAAGGCCGAAGUGCAUGCGCAGCUACAGAAACGUGAAGAAGCAAGGGUGUUGAAGGAGAGGGCAGAUCGCAAGAAGGAGAUACAAGACAAGGCGAAGGCGCUUGUGCGGAUGCUGGGAGGCGAGGAUAACGGUGCGCAGACAAUCAGAACGGUAGCCGACGAAGACCGUGCCGAGAGUGCUAUGCCGGCAGAUGCUGAGACAAGGGUCGACAGUGAGCACGAGGAGUUGGCACCAACAUCGGAGAUGGAAUUAGAGAGCUUCGCGAGUUCGAUGCAGCAUCCUCCAAGCGACGGAUCGGCUCCCGGGCAACCACAGCUUACCACACCUGAUGAGAUGGUGGUAUCCGCGGCCGUAGGGCCAUACGCCGCAAAGCUCCUGAGAGGGAUAGAGGUCAUUGAGAAGCUGAGAGCGGAGAACGCAGAAUGCAACGCCGAGCGCAGCAUGCUGAGGACCAAGAUUGAAUCCCUGGAAUUGCAAGCCACGCAACGGGAGCAAGAUGGUGAGGCUCAACGGGAGCACGAGAAUGAGACCGAACGUGAACGGGAACUGGAAUGCGAAUCCUGGGCCAGAGCAGUGUCUCAGCUACAAACGAGGAAUGAUCGCCUCGUCGAAGCAUUAGCCAGAGCCAACACACGGACUUUAAUCGCGCAAGCUUGGAAGGACAAGUUCGAAGCUGCGUUAAAAUCAUGGCAACGAUAUUUUGAGAUACGUUCCCUCAGGAUUGACAUCUCCGGAUCUGAGCGAGCACAAUGUGCUUCUGCUGCCGAUUCCAUUCAGGAUGUGCUUUCCCCCGAAUUCGAUACGGCUGCUCCAAGUUCCGCCAGUUCGGACACUGAGGGUGCACACACACCUUCGACUGAAACCACAGUCUCGCCAUGGUAGACGACGUGUGUAAGUAAUUUCUUUCUUUUGUUCGUCGUUUCUUUCCCACAUAUCGUCAUCAGAGCUAAAGAAUCUGGUUGGUAUGUUCUAGACUCGUGCAGAGGGGUCGGUCCAAUGGAUUUCUCUACAUCUCGUAUGUUACAUAUUAACUACGAUCUUAGUGUUUUGGAGCAUUUCAUAAGUAACGAUGACCUGUCUUGGUUUUUGUCCGUUAUCCUCCAAUGCUUCUUUCUUUG